This is a messenger RNA of Glycine soja, 2737 nucleotides long. RefSeq names its product ABC transporter B family member 26, chloroplastic-like. The transcript is spliced from 18 exons. The record is from RefSeq and is a predicted model, not a curated record. The coding region runs from base 637 to 2340 and encodes 567 amino acids. Lineage: Eukaryota; Viridiplantae; Streptophyta; Magnoliopsida; Fabales; Fabaceae. Gene Ontology annotation, molecular function: ATP hydrolysis activity; ATP binding; ABC-type transporter activity. Gene Ontology annotation, biological process: transmembrane transport. Gene Ontology annotation, cellular component: membrane.
UAAUGAAUGACUUGGGGUUGAUGGCAUGUGUUGUUUGUGGUAAAGCAAACAGCACCAAGCAUAUUCAAGUCAGAAGCUGAAGCAACCGCAACCAUGCGAUUCUCCUCUGUUCUUCCUUCUCCGAUACACAUGGUCCACAACAUCACACUCUUCCUCUCAAGCUCUUAGCUUUAUCCGAAACCAACCCACCCCAUCUUCCUCUUCUUCCUUCUCUUCCACCACCAUGCCUCUUCUUCUCGCACGCACCCCACCAUCCUCACUCUCUCCAUUCCCUCUUCAAAACGCACGCGCGCCUCUAAUCACUGCCUCUCAGAAGCGCUUCCCUCUUGCCGCAACUCGAAUAGUUCUUUUCACUUCCCGGCGCAGCAUUCUAGCAUCCCCUCCUCCCAAGUGCGCCUCCAUCAACGGAGUCUCUGUUCCGAACAAUCCAGAAGCUUCCGGAGAAGAACAACAACAAAUCUAUAAUGCUUCCGAGCUUCUCGAGCGGAUUCGGAAAUGGGUCGGGAUUUUACCGUCGAUUCUCCCCGGCGGACGGUGGUGGGAGUUCUCCGGCGACGUCGACGUUCAGGUGGUGGCGCAGCCGGUGACCGUGUGGCGCGCGCUCGGGAAAAUGUGGGACCUUGUCGCGGGUGACAGAUGGGUCAUCUUCGCUGCAUUCUCUGCUCUCAUUGUUGCUGCAAUUUCGGAGAUUUCGAUACCGCAUCUCUUGACAGCAUCAAUCUUCUCAGCACAGAGUGCGGACCUUACUGUUUAUCACCGGAAUGUGCGGUUGUUGGUUCUGUUGUGCGUGGCUUCGGGAAUAUGCAGGUCAAAAUCUUUGGGAUACGAGGUUGCUUUUUUGGCAUUGCAAACAUGAUUCUGGUUAAGAGAAUGAGAGAAACACUAUACUCUUCUCUUCUUCUGCAGGAUAUAUCGUUUUUUGACAAUGAAACAGUAGGUGAUUUGACAAGUAGGCUUGGGGCGGAUUGCCAACAAGUGUCAAGGGUUAUUGGAAAUGAUCUUAAUUUGAUAAUGCGCAAUGUUCUUCAGGGGGGAGGUUCAUUAAUCUACUUGUUGAUUUUAUCUUGGCCACUUGGCUUAUCAACAUUGGUGGUAUGCUCCAUAUUAGCAGCAGUUAUGUUACGCUAUGGAAGGUACCAGAAAAAGGCCGCAAGGUUGAUCCAAGAAGUCACUGCUUCUGCAAAUGAUGUAGCCCAAGAGACAUUCUCUCUGGUUAGAACUGUACGAGUUUAUGGAACAGAAGAAGAAGAACAUGGAAGGUAUAAGUGGUGGCUGGAGAAAUUAGCUGACAUAAGCUUGCGACAAAGUGCUGCAUAUGGAGUUUGGAAUUUUAGCUUUAACAUUCUUUAUCAUUCAACUCAGGUUAUUGCUGUGCUAUUUGGAGGAAUGUCUAUUCUAGCAGGUCAUAUCACAGCCGAGAAACUUACCAAGUUUAUAUUAUACAGUGAAUGGUUAAUUUAUUCUACCUGGUGGGUGGGAGACAAUAUAUCCAAUUUGAUGCAAUCAGUUGGGGCUAGUGAAAAAGUAUUCCACUUAAUGGAUCUCUUACCGAGCAGCCAAUUCAUAGAAAGAGGGGUAACAUUGCAGAGGUUAACAGGGCGUAUUGAGUUUCUAAAUGUAUCUUUUCACUAUCCUUCAAGGCCAACGGUAUCCGUAGUGCAACAUGUGAACUUUGUUGUCUAUCCUGGUGAGGUGGUUGCAAUAGUUGGACUUAGUGGUAGUGGAAAAAGCACAUUGGUGAAUCUUUUGCUCCGUCUCUAUGAGCCUACAAAUGGUCAGAUUUUGAUAGAUGAUAUCCCUCUUAAAGACUUGGACAUCAUGUGGUGGAGAGAGAGAGUUGGAUUUGUGGGCCAGGAACCCAAACUCUUCCGAAUGGAUAUUAGUUCAAACAUAAGAUAUGGAUGUACGCAAGAUGUAAAGCAGGAGGAUAUUGAAUGGGCUGCAAAGCAGGCCUAUGCCCACAACUUUAUCUCAGCACUUCCCAAUGGUUAUGAAACACUUGUUGAUGAUGAUCUGUUAAGUGGAGGACAAAAGCAGCGAAUUGCUAUUGCUAGGGCCCUUCUUAGGGACCCAAAAAUAUUGAUCCUUGAUGAAGCCACUAGUGCACUAGAUGCUGAAAGUGAGCAUAAUGUCAAGGGUGUUCUUCGAUCUGUUAGAAGUGAUUCUGCAACAAGAAGUGUCAUAGUCAUUGCACACAGGCUUUCUACCAUACAAGCAGCUGACAGGAUUGUGGUGAUGGAUGGUGGUCACAUUAUUGAGAUGGGAAGUCACAGGGAACUUCUCUUAAAAGAUGGUUUGUAUGCACGGUUAACCAGAAAACAGGCUGAUGCCAUGGCAUGAUUUGUGUUUCCACAUCAGAUAAUCUAUUUUUGUUCUGGCUUUUUAAAGGCAGUACAGUGAGGCAGCAACUUUUUUUUCUUGUUGCUGACCAAUGUAUUUAUAGCAUUAUACAAGAAAGUUGGUGAAGUUUUCAGUAGAAAAGGAAGCUGCAGAAGUUUUGGUUUAAAAUGCAUGGCGGCUUCAGAAAGAUUUCACCCUACAGGUUCUAAGGCAGAUGCAAAAGCAUGCAACUAGGUAGUUUGGAGGUAUUCAUAGUCAAUAUGCUGAUAAGCGUCAGAUGUAAUGUCAUACUGCCAGUGACUGUAUAGAUUAUUCAUUUUAUACCUUCAACUGUAACCUUUUGAAGACAUUUUCUUUGAAGAAUACCACCUGCCCAUGUUUGAUGGCACUUUACUCA